This is a messenger RNA of Drosophila montana, 2002 nucleotides long. RefSeq names its product mitochondrial sodium/calcium exchanger protein-like. The transcript is spliced from 8 exons. Gene Ontology annotation, cellular component: membrane. Gene Ontology annotation, biological process: transmembrane transport; intracellular calcium ion homeostasis; monoatomic cation transport. Lineage: Eukaryota; Metazoa; Arthropoda; Insecta; Diptera; Drosophilidae. Gene Ontology annotation, molecular function: calcium:sodium antiporter activity. The record is from RefSeq and is a predicted model, not a curated record. Bases 129 to 1979 code for a protein of 616 amino acids.
AGCGAAGAAAAGAGUUUUAACCUAGUCGGCUUUGAUUUCAAGAAAUUAAUCUGGUGACCGAUUACAAAAUUUGUAAUACCUGAAACAGAAAUAAUUUCUUCAUUUGUACGGUAUAUACGACCAUUGCCAUGAACAAUACAUUUUCCUUAGAUCGUGAGUACGGCGAGAUGAGCUGCUACAGUUUGAUGCAGGUGGACUUUAAGCAACGUUGUCUAUUAUCUAGGAAAAUUAAAAACUGCCAACGUAUAAUUCACUUUUUCGAUUAUUUCGGGUUGAUGUAUUGCAAUUUUAACGUUCAAACCAAAACGAAUGAAAUCGGUAUUGUGUGCAUAUUCAUAAUGAUUGCAAUUGCUCUGAUGUUAACACUCGUCCAUAUAUUGGGUAAAUAUUUUGGAGCCGUGCUAAAAAUAAUGUCGGUCAAGCUUCACAUGAAUGAAUAUGUAGCAGGCGCUACUCUGUUGUCAUUCGCCAAUGCCAUUCCGGAUUUGGUGGUCAAUUUAAUGCCGGUUCGUGAAGAGGCACCUUUAUUUACAAUAGCUAUAAGCAAUGCUUUAGCUGUUAUUCUACUAAGUGGGGGCAUAGUCUGUUUCCUUAGACCUUUCAAAAUAAAUGGACAUUGUGCUAUGCGUGAUCUUCUGUUUCUGAUGUUAGCCUGUGAGAUCAUGGCCUUUAUAGUUAUCUCAGGCAAACGGACAACUCAAAUAGAGGCCAUAUUGCUUGUAUUAUUGUAUAUAUUUUACUUUGUUAUUAUUAUUGUGGAUCUAAAGCUGGCACGUCUAACCAUAAAAUCGCUCAAGAAACAAAUAAAUGAGCUUCACAAAAAUACAUCUACACCUUAUCGAACUCGACUAUUACACGAGAAGGAACUUCUGUUGAACAAACUGGAAAAGGACAAUAUAUUACUUAUACAAAGCGACAGUGUAAGUGUCGGCUUAUACAACAUGCAGCGCAGAGCUUCGUCGGAUUUCAAGCAGAAAGGCGAACGCAGGGCAAUGAAUAGUACAGAAGGAAGAAUGAAGCCAUUGAUGCAUAUGCUUAAAAUUAAGGCACUUCGAAACAUAUUACAUAAUCCAAGCAAUCCAAGAAAUCUAUUCUUAUGCAGCGAGUUUUGGCAAACGCUAUUACCGAUCGAUAUGCAGGAUUGGAAGCUCGCUGGCUGCUGUAAACGCCUUUAUCUCAUGGUCACAUCACCCAUUGUUCUAUUGUGCACCAUUUUCAUACCUAUCAUUGACUAUCAGCAGCCCAAGCAUGGUUGGAGCAAGCUCCUAAAUUGCCUGCAAAUUAUUAUUACUCCCAUUCUGCUGAUCGCCUUGACAGAAGAAUUGUUUACCCUGGACAUUAAAGAUUGGCAUGUGACAUUAGGCUUUAGACACGCAACGUGGUCCAUGUUUCUUACUGUACCACUGGCCAUUAUCGUGUUAUUCCAGACUCGCACGGAUCGGCCACCACGGUAUCAUCUGCUCUUUCUCUCACUUACCGCCAUGACCGCUAUGCUCAUUAUAAUAACGUGUGCAAUCGAGCUUGAGGUACUUUGCUGUAUUAUUGGAUUGGUCUUAAAUUUGACCGAGAAUUUCGUUGCUAGCUGCGUGCGAUCCUUAGCUGCGGCUGUUGCUGAUUUGAUUAUGAACGUGGAAGUGGCUAUGCAGGGCUAUGAAAGAAUGGCGUUUGCUGCCGUGCUGGCCGGACCACUCUUCAGCAUAACGGUCUGCAUUGGCAUUCCCUGCUAUUUCAAUAAAUUUGCCCAGCUCAGAGGCUCGUCGUACUGGAUUUAUGGAAGGCAUGCUACGAAUUCUCACAUUUUCUUUGCCCUAAUGAUUUUCACAACAAUGGUAUGGACAUUGACAUUUAAUUUCUCUGCUCGACGUUCUGCGGGCAUCUUUUCAUUCAUAAUGUUUAUCCUGUUUUUGUUAUAUGCCGCGCUUGCUGAGUGGAACUGUGUCCAUGAUUUAUCAUAUGAUAGGUUUUUUGAGCCCCAAUAAAUCAAUAUGCUCGGCUUAAACAA